CUUCAGCUCAGGAGGAAGAUGAAAGAUAGUGUCGCUGAAGAACAUUUAUAUUUGGGUUUUUCUCAUCAGUGCAGAGAUAGUAUCUUUCCUCUUCAUACAUCUAUUUCGCUGUUUUUGCUAUCCUACUGUGACUGCAAAUUAUUCAAAAUUUUCUUAGUGCCAACUGGUGAAGAUGUGGAUGAUCAGUUUGUGACAAAAAACCUCCUUGGUGAUCUUGAAGUCCAUUUAAUCUCUAGAUGUCAGCUUCCAGUGGUUGUGCAGAGCUGCUGUUUGCCUGCUGUUGUCGUGAAAGAUGGCAAGUUCUGCCGGGCUGGGCUUUCUGUUGUCUUAAGGCAUAUAGUACAGAAAACGUUCAAGGCAGAUCCAUCUAAGAAGGAUGUUUUGGAACUCUUAGGCUUUAAGAAGACCUGCUUAAAAGCCUGUGCUGAAGUUAGCCAGUGGACCAGGCUUUGUGAGAUCAGCAUACCUCUGGCUGUUGAAGGAUUUUUGACGGCGUCUCCUGAGAACUGUCAGACUAUUCCUCCUGACAUUUUACAGCUUGAAAGAAAGCUUGGUGAACCUGUCCGAGUACAUAAUGAUGACAAAAUUCGAAGGCAAAAACUUCAACAGCAGAAGGCAGGUGCCAAGGCUGCAGUCACUGUACUUGGCAAAGAAGCAACAGAGGAAGGAAAAACAGUGGAUAUGUAUGAACAUCCACUCCCAAGUUUGGAACUGAGCAUAGCUUUCUCCAGGCUACUUGUCCCAGAGGUAUCAGGUGCAGUCAACAGGGAGGCCCCUCACAUCAGGAGAACAAAAACCUCUGACCUUCCGCCUUUGGACCACGUCUUUGCAGAAGGGCUUUAUUUUACUUUGGCAGAUAUAGUGCUUUUGCCAUGCAUCCAUCAGUUCUUGGUAAGACGACAAGUUUCCAGCAAAAAACAAGGGAAAAAUCUGGUAAAUUUGCCUCUGAUAUCCAGUUGGUAUCGAAGAGUUCAAGAAGUACCUGGAGUAAAAAGAGCUGCUGGCAAAUGCAAUAUGGAGCUUCUCCAGCUUCCAGAGUUGAUGUCUGCUCCAGAGGAACAGCUACAAGACUUCUCUUCAGUGCCUGAUGAAUUAGAAGAGGAGAAUGAAGACAGUCAUUUUGUAGGUGGUCCGAGGCCAACUAUGACUAAGUUAAUGGAAAAUGGUAUUGAAGCAAAGUUUUCUCCUCAUCCAUGCCCCAACUGGACCCUAGACUGGACCAAUCUACCAUCUGCAGUCAAUCCUGGAGAAG
Molecule: messenger RNA, 1252 nt
Organism: Leptosomus discolor (cuckoo roller)
Lineage: Eukaryota; Metazoa; Chordata; Aves; Leptosomiformes; Leptosomidae
Source: RefSeq, a predicted model, not a curated record